CUCUCUCUCAGUUGAAAUAGAGGACCAAGGCAACGAGUUGGAGGCUCCAACUCAAACCCUCGUUUUCUCUCUCUGGUUACGCGUUUCUUUGACCUGAGAAUCCCUCUUCAAUAACUUCAAGAUCUGUGAACUCCAACUUUUAAUUGCUCAAAUCCAAGAUCUGAUAAAAAAAGGAUUUAAACGACGACGUUUAUGGUAACCCAGUUCAGGCCUUGAGGGUACCUGCUACUUAUUAUGCUUUGUUUACGGAUCUGGUUUUUAUAGUACUUCCGUUUGAAUUUUUGUUUUGUUUGGAAAUGUCGAUUUUGCCCAAGGGCGAUUCUAUUCACAUUCGAGAGGUGUGGAAUGAUAAUCUCGAAGAAGAAUUUGCUUUAAUUCGUGAAAUUGUUGAUAAGUAUAAUUACGUUGCCAUGGACACUGAGUUUCCUGGUGUCGUUUUGCGCCCGGUUGGGACGUUUAAGAAUAUAAAUGAUUAUAACUACCAGACAUUGAAGGAUAAUGUUGAUAUGUUGAAAUUGAUUCAACUGGGGUUAACGUUUUCUGACGAGAACGGAAAUUUACCCACUUGUGGAACGGACAUGUUUUGCAUCUGGCAAUUCAAUUUUCGUGAGUUUAAUGUAACAGAAGAUAUUUUUGCAAGUGAUUCAGUGGAGUUGUUGCGCCAAUGUGGAUUUGACUUCAAGAAGAAUAAUGAGAAGGGUAUAGAUGUGAAUCGAUUUGGUGAGCUCUUGAUGUCUUCGGGGAUUGUGUUGAAUGAUGGUGUUCAUUGGGUUACAUUUCAUAGUGGUUAUGAUUUUGGGUACUUACUCAAGUUGUUGACCUGCCGGAAUUUGCCUGACACUCAAGCAGGUUUCUUUGAUUUGAUCCAUAUGUAUUUUCCUAUGGUUUAUGAUAUCAAGCACUUGAUGAAGUUUUGCAAUAACCUUCAUGGUGGGUUGAACAAGCUUGCUGAGUUGUUGGAGGUUGAAAGGGUCGGUGUGUGUCAUCAGGCAGGUUCUGAUAGUUUGCUCACUUCUUGCACAUUUAGGAAGUUGAGGGAUAACUUCUUCAAUGGCUCCGCAGAAAAGUACGCAGGUGUAUUGUAUGGUCUUGGUGUCGAGAAUGAUAAGACUACUAAUUGAAAGAUAAUAAUUGGGAAAAGAUAUUUGUAGACUACCUGAGUGUGAAACACUAUUUUCUCUUUGUAUACUUUGGAAAAAAGAUUGUUGUUUUAGUUGUAACCUUUCUUGUUGUUGCUGUGUAACUGAAACCAUGACUGGUUUUGUAGUUUCAGUUUCAUGUAAAUUAUUGCAGCUAGUGUUUCAAUAAUAAUCUUAAUGAUUCCCAACUUAUUUCA
Molecule: messenger RNA, 1336 nt
Organism: Mangifera indica (mango)
Lineage: Eukaryota; Viridiplantae; Streptophyta; Magnoliopsida; Sapindales; Anacardiaceae
Product: probable CCR4-associated factor 1 homolog 7
Exons: 2
Coding region: 297-1121 (274 amino acids)
Cellular component (GO): CCR4-NOT complex; CCR4-NOT core complex; P-body
Molecular function (GO): nucleic acid binding; poly(A)-specific ribonuclease activity
Source: RefSeq, a predicted model, not a curated record